Zonotrichia leucophrys gambelii is the source of this 4956-nucleotide messenger RNA. It is a transcript of the gene DSE, whose product is annotated as dermatan sulfate epimerase. Bases 193 to 3072 code for a protein of 959 amino acids. Lineage: Eukaryota; Metazoa; Chordata; Aves; Passeriformes; Passerellidae. The record is from RefSeq and is a predicted model, not a curated record. Gene Ontology annotation, molecular function: chondroitin-glucuronate 5-epimerase activity. The transcript is spliced from 7 exons.
CGCUCCGUCCCCCGGGGCUGCGGAGGAGAAACUUUCUGACGGACGCUCGGCGCCGGGUGGGGGCCGGGGGCGCACCGGGACCGCGCAGCCUCCGAGCCUUUCGCCGAAGAGUUCAGCCUCCCAAACGUGUGUGUGAAAGGACAUUUCAAAGAUGGUUUGGCUGCCAUUGAGACCUGGAGAUCUGAUGCCACAAUGAGGACUCACACACGGGGAGCCCCAAGUGUGUUUUUCAUACACGCGGUUUGCUUCGCCUUUGCCUGCGGCGCCAGGGAGGACCAAGACACGAUGGUUCCUUUUGUCAACGCCAACUAUGACAGCUAUCCCAUGCUCUACUUCUCCAAGGGGGACGUGGAGACCCUGCGGCUCCAGGCCAGCACCACGCACCAGCACAUUGCGGCUCGGCUGAUGGAAGCAGUGCAAACCAUGCUGUCAAAUCCCCUGGAGUACCUUCCUCCCUGGGACCCAAAGGAGUUCAGCGCUCGCUGGAAUGAAAUUUAUGGCAACAACCUCGGGGCCCUGGCAAUGUUUUGUGUGCUCUUCCCUGAAAACAUGGAGGCCAUCAACAUGGCUAAGGAUUACAUGGAGAGGAUGGCAGCUCAGCCUAGUUGGCUAGUGAAGGAUGCCCCCUGGGAUGAAGUCCCUCUUGCUCACUCCUUGGUUGGUUUUGCCACUGCUUAUGACUUCUUGUACAGCUACCUUAGCAAGAUUCAACAGGAGAGAUUUCUUGAAGUAAUUGCCAAUGCCUCGGGAUACAUGUACGAAACAUCAUACCGACGUGGAUGGGGCUUCCAGUACCUUCACAACCACCAGCCUACCAACUGUGUGGCCCUGCUGGCUGGAAGCCUGGUCCUUAUGAAUCAAGGCUACCUUCAGGAAGCUUACUUGUGGACCAAGCAAGUGUUGGCAAUCAUGGAGAAGUCAGUAGUCCUGCUGCAGGAGGUCACAGAUGGCUCCCUCUAUGAAGGGGUGGCUUAUGGCAGCUACACAACCAGAUCACUGUUCCAGUACAUGUUUCUUGUCCAAAGGCAUUUUGACAUCAAUCACUUCAGCCACCCCUGGCUCAAGCAGCACUUUGCAUUUAUGUACAGGACUGUCCUGCCUGGGUUCCAGAGAACUGUGGCCAUCGCAGAUUCCAACUAUAACUGGUUCUACGGGCCGGAGAGCCAGCUGGUGUUUCUCGACAAGUUUGUCAUGCGCAAUGGCAGCGGGAACUGGCUGGCAGAGCAGAUCAGAAGGAACCGAGUGGUGGAGGGGCCAGGCACACCAUCCAAAGGGCAGAGGUGGUGCACUCUCCACACUGAAUUUCUCUGGUAUGAUGCAAGUUUGCGCUCUGUACCUCCACCAGACUAUGGAGUUCCUAAGCUACAUUAUUUUGAGGACUGGGGAGUGGUGACUUAUGGAAGUGCUUUGCCAGCUGAAAUCAACAGGCCUUUCCUUUCCUUCAAGUCAGGAAAGCUGGGAGGACGUGCAAUAUAUGAUAUUGUUCAUAAGAACAAGUACAAAGAGUGGAUCAAGGGGUGGAGGAACUUUAAUGCUGGCCACGAACACCCAGACCAGAACUCCUUCACUUUUGCUCCCAAUGGUGUACCUUUCAUAACAGAAGCUCUGUAUGGACCAAAAUAUACUUUUUUUAAUAAUGUGUUGAUGUUUUCCCCUGCUGUGUCUAAGAGCUGCUUCUCCCCAUGGGAAGGGCAGAUUACAGAAGACUGUUCCUCAAAGUGGCUUAAAUAUAAACAUGACUUGGCUGGCGACUGUCAGGGACGAGUGGUUGCUGCCACGGAGAGAAGCGGGGUGGUUUUUAUCAGGGGAGAAGGAGUGGGUGCAUACAAUCCUAAACUGAAGCUGAGAAAAUUGCAGCGAAACCUCAUACUUCUCCAUCCCCAGCUUCUCUUGCUAGUGGACCAAAUCCACCUAGAAGAUGACAGCCCUCUGGAGGCAGCAACCAGUUUCUUCCACAAUGUGGAUGUGCCUUUUGAAGAAACAGUUGUUGAUGAUGUCCACGGGGCCUUUAUUAGGCACCGUGAUGGGAUAUAUAAGAUGUACUGGAUGGACGACACUGGCCACAGUGAGAAAGCCACCAUUGCCUCGAGGAUGUAUCCCCGGGGCUACCCCUACAAUGGAACAAACUACGUGAAUGUAACGACCCUGCUGCGGCACCCCGUCACGAGGGCCAUCUACCUUUUCAUAGGGCCCUCUGUGGACGUGCAGAGCUUCACCGUGCGUGGAGAUUCCCCACAGCUGGAUGUGUUUGUGACCACUGGUGAGCACGCCUACGCCGUGUACCUGUGGCCCGUCGAGGAUGGCUCCCGCUCCGCCUUUGCACAGGUUAUUGCAGACCGCCAGAAAAUUGUCUUUGACCGAGCCUCUGCCAUCAGGAGCUCCACAGUGCCAGAGGUGAAGGACUACGUAGGCAUCGUGGAGAGGAACCUGCAACAUUUUAAGCCCGUCUUCCAGCAGCUUGAGAAGCAGAUCCUGUCUCGUGUACGCAACACGGCCAGCUUUAGGAAGACUGCUGAGCGCCUGCUGAGGUUUUCAGAUAAGAGGCAGACAGAGGAGGCCAUUGACAGGAUAUUUGCAAUCUCACAGAGGCAGCAGCAGCAGCAGCGUGGCAGAGCAAAGAAAAACAGAAAGGUAGCCAAAGGCUACAAAUUUGUUGAUGCCGUUCCUGACAUUUUUGCACAGAUUGAGGUAAACGAAAGAAAAGUGCGACAAAAGGCACAGACUCAAGCACAAAAAGAGUUGCCUGUAGAUGAAGAUGAGGAAAUGAAAGAUCUUCUGGACUUUGCAGAUAUCACUUAUGUGAAGCACAAAACUGGGAUGUCAAUCAAAGGCCGAUCAGGGCUGGCACAGAUGGUGGCAACUGCUCGAAGUGCCCCAUCAAUAUCAGCUUCUUAUACUCGCCUCUUUCUAAUUCUCAACAUUGCUAUUUUUUUUGUCAUGCUAGCAAUGCAGCUCACUUAUUUCCAGAAGGCCAAGAGACUGCAUGGCCAAAGAUGUCUGUAUGCAAUACUUUUAGUAGACAGCUGUAUAUUAUUGUGGCUGUAUUCUUCCUGUUCUCAGUCACAAUGUUAGCAGAAGACCUCUACUAGUUGACCAGUUUAUGGUCAUAUAUGUCUAUGCAAAAACAUUAACCCUAAUAGGGCCAAAGUUUAUAUCUUCUCUUUUUUUUUCUCUUUUUUUUUUUUUCUGAAACAUUCCAAAAACAUCUGGGGAAACAUUGUUUUCAGACCAGAAUAGAUUAAAUAAUUAAAUAAUAGGGCAAGCAAUUAAUAUCUCAGGAGUACUGAAUAAGUACUCCUCCUUUGUGUUUUGAGUUGGGCCUCAUGUCUGAGGGAAUGUUGUGCUUUGUUCAUCAGAGUUCAGUAGUGUAAAGUCGUAAUUAAUUUUUUGGUGAGAUGAGCCCUCUUGAUUAGGUUUGUUUCUAAGGUCUUUUUUUAUACAGAAUUUGAUUUGCAUGUAGUGAGUUUUCAUUUCAGGCUGCUAGGGAUGUCUCUGGACAUUCUCCUAAGACGAGGACAUUCAAACAUACAUAUACAAGGCAGAUCUUAGCAGCAGACUUCAUUUCUGUCUGCCAAACCAAAGAAUGGCUCGUUAUGGGACACCCCUCUAUCAUUAUUGCAGACCCUUAUAUUGUCCUAUCUCUUCCAUGCUUUACAAUCAGGCACAGUGGAAAAUGACAAUCAUGUCAGUGCUUGCCAAGUGAGGGACACAUCACUAGUAGGCAGUAGUACAAGGCAAAUAUGGGUUUAACUCAAAGUAGAACAGAAUGCAAUUCUCAGGAAAAUAAAACCAUUUCUAUUUUAGCCAAGUGUAGGCUGUAGAAUGCUGAAUUCUGUAGGGUCUUUUCUCCAUUUUACAAGGCAGGGUUUCAAGAAAAUUUUCUAUAGUUUGAAGCACAUCUUAGUAGGGAAAUAAUGUCCUAGAUCACUGCCCUUCCUUAUGUAAUUUUAAAAAUACAAAGAACCAAAGCAAUCCUGUGGUAACCUCAGUAACUGCCAGUAUGGAAAAGUAUGUAUCAAGCAAGUAUUUAAUGUAUUUUUUUUCUUUCAAAUGUCUAGAAAGAGGACAGUUAAAAUUUUGUGAACAGCCUGUUCUCUAUAAAGCACCAGCAAGAGUUCUCCAAGCUCUUGGUGGCCCCAGGUCAAUUAUUUGGGGAUUAGUGGUAAAUGGAAUCAUGUGGUUUAUGACAAAAAUAAGUUUGACAUCUCCACAUAUAUUCCCCUCUGUUCAUUAAACUAAUUUCAAAAACUCAUAGCUAUUUGAGAGAAUGGAAACUGUGGAAUUGAGGCAUACCUGUAUGUCUUUACAGAAAAACAAUUCUUCAGUACAUUUGCUAAAUAAAAGCAUUAUAAUUAUCUCUGUGGAAAAGUUUGUUUUGUUUUGUUUAAAUAUUUUUCCUGAUAAUUACAGUAAUAAUGUUCAUCAGUACUUGGUUCAAACCACAAACCUUUGCUUCCUCUUCUUUACACCAUUUAGAUGUAUGUUAUCUACAGUACUCCUGUUAAGCCUUCUGCACGUUUGUGUUUGGAAAUGUGAUGAGCUUUCCUUGUCUAAACAUCUUCAGUGAAUAGGUCAGAAUAUUUUCACUAAGUUCUGAGUCAGUUCAGAGCACUGUAUUCACAUAAAUAAAAACCCUACUGCAGUCUCCAAUGCCUGGAUUUAUUCAAUGAAAUUGGCUACAUUUUAUCUGAGCAAAGAUUUAGGCACCCAGGUAAUUUCUGAUCCAUGCAUAGUCUCUGGAUUAUGAGAGCCUUCAGACAGUAACUCAGCUCACCAAAGGCUUUGGAACACCUUCAAGACAUACUUUCCCCUUUUCCCCAAUUGCAAAGUGUGGGGUGGAUGAUUGUCUAUUUCAACUCACUCGCUUUGUUUCUUAAGGCAAAGGGAGCUGAGCCUGGGGACUAUCACCCAUACAGCUCCAGUCGUACCUGCUGAAAGCAACUAAACUGUGACAGG